Molecule: messenger RNA, 2848 nt
Organism: Amoebophrya sp. A25
Lineage: Eukaryota; Dinophyceae; Syndiniales; Amoebophryaceae
Source: the annotation of a GenBank genome assembly
CGAAGUGUCUUCUGGUGGCGUACUCCGCCUUGUACUUCCAUAUGAUCGGUUUAGCAUCGUACUGCACGUUUAGGAAACUCCCCUUGGCAAAAAUAAUCGUUUCGGUUUCAAUCAUGUUUCUCAUUCUCGGUUCAGUGUGGAUGGGUCGAAAUAACUCGCCUCGGUCGCGUGGUCUCAUUUUCGCUGGAUUGUCCUAUUGGCAUAGCAGAUAGAAAACGUAAAAAGCUAUUCGUUUUCGUGAGCUUGGUCGUUCGGUCGCUGAAAUCUUCGGUGUCUAUGGCCGGGUACGUUUCAUCUUGCAACAUACAUCGCAAUUCAUUGUUCGUCGCAGGGUCCCCCAUCAACAUUCCCAAUUUUCCUCCGGUUUUGAUUGUAAUCAUCAGGGCACAUUUCUUUUUCAUCUACAUUUACAGAACAGGAGCAGCUGCAUCUACAAUCGUCAAUUGAACUGCUGCAUCUAGUACAAUCGUCAAUCGCGAAAAUGGAACCCAUCCUCGAGCUCGAGCUCCUCGGCAACGAGGCUUAUUGCGAGGGUGAUGCUGCGGGUUCCCUCAAGCAUUUCGAGAACGCCCUUGAGGAACUAGAAAAAUACCAAAAGGAGCAGUUCACUGGUGUGGGUGUGCGCAUGUCUACCACGGGAGACGACGAUGAGGAUGGCGAAGGACCAGCUAUGAAGAGGGAGAACCGCGAACAGGUGAAGGAAUUGCGUGGUCAGCUGUUGGUUAGUAUCGCGAACUGCCAAUUGGAUCUGGGACGCGCUUAUUCGGCUCACUGUAGUGCAGUGCAAGCCGUGAAGGGGCUGACGCAAGCGGGGAUAUCGGUAAAAUAAUAAAAACAACUUCAAAUUUAAAUUUUCAUUUUCAUUUUACCUAACCUUACUUUUUCUUCCUAGUUAGCUUGGCUCCACCCGUAUUUUAGAUGUUGACUGAGGUGGACUCUUCAAAUGAAAGUGAAUAAUUGUUGGACAGGGCGUGAUAGAUCCGAAGAUUGUAGUUGAGGAUUGAUUAAGACGUUGUAGCCCUCCACCUACGGCUGCGCUAAUCCGCUUGAGUAUGCAGGUAAAACUGUGGACGGCGGACUGAAUCUACUUAAUCCUACUGAAUCUUAAUCCUAAUCUUAAUCCUAAUCCUAACCAUCUUCAUAUUCCCAAUCCUAAGCAUCAUCUUCAGGCAACAGAAGCCCGUCUGGUUCGUGCGCGAAGCGUCGUCCACAUGGAGCGGCGCGAUGAGAUGUACUACGAGGACGAAGUGGAACACGAAAAGCUCCUAGCAGAGGCUUUGACUGACCUACACGCAGUUUUGCAUGCUGAGCCCUCAAAUCAACCCGCUCGGAACGAACUGGCGCGUCUUGAGGCGAAGAAAAAGAGCGACGCAGCAGGGAUCAGCACAUUGGAAGGUUAUGGCUGGGAUUUUAUACAACGGGUCGUGUGCGACUCUCAUGUUACAUCAAUCAGAAGUAUAAGUUCAUUCUUGAAGUAUGAUGCUGGCUCCUGUACGGAUGUAUACGUACGGUAUCAGUAUGAUCACUUCUUAGCAUCUGAUGCGGUUGUCCUCCUCCUCCCUAAUCCUCCGGUCCCGAAUACGGCGAUGCAACUCCUCUGGCUUCUUCCUCAUCACGGAAAUCGUUAGGGACUCGUAAGAGCUCUGUUUCGAACUUGAAGGCGAAUUUGCUCUCCAGUGCAGGCAACCUGCCAGGACCGCGAAAUCGACCUCGAAGUUUGAGCCGUGGGACGGGGGCUAGAAGUAGAAAUAAUGCAAAUGCGGCGAAUGCUGCUACAAAUUGUAGUGGCGGAACUACAUCAAGUGGGGUGGUCUUUACCCCUGUAGGGGGUGUGGUUGGAGGUGCUAAUCGAGGAAACACCUCGUUUACUGCCAGUAAUACGGGUUCUGGUAGAGGCGGAUUGACAUCUUCAGCGAGUGUGGCAAGCUUUGGCGAAGCAAGGAGCAGAGGCAGAGAAGCUAAGAAUUUUUAUGGACGAGGAGGGGGAGAACAAGGCUACGAUGUUGCUGUUGGGGGAGCAGAUGGUAUCAACGAGUUAUGUCCUUUGUUUGAUAUUGACGAGGAGGAGGACGAGCAAAACAUGUUCUAAGUUAGUUACUUCACUAAUAAAUAAUUGAAUGGACAUGAUCCCAUCCAAUAAAUGCGUAAAAAUACAGUUUCUUAGGUGAUCGAGUAAGGAUCUUCGCAGCACGGAGCGUUCGCAUGACAUUCCAUAUGCGUCGCGUACAUACGUCUGCAAUUUUUUGCUUUCACUUCACCCUACACCCUACAAACCGAGGUACAACCCCCAUCCCCGCACCGGUCAGCCGUUUCAACCGUCCACAGACAAGCGAUGGUCAGCGGAGUUUGUCAAGGAGUGGUUCUAGAAACCUGAUGAAACAAGCCAUCGCACUAGCCCCAAGUCGGUUGAACGUGUUGCAGUUCUCGGGUACGGCUUCGAAUCUGGCGACAUCUAAUUCUUCUGUGGGAGGAGGUCAAGGUGGGAGACGGGCGUUUAGGUGAGGACUAAAACCCGAGGGCGAUGCUGAUGAAGAUAGAUCAUGUCGAAUUCAAAUAAUCGUCCUCUGUGCUGAGCUACUAUGGAAAUUGAGAUGAUAGCGCUAGAACAUGAAACAUUCAACUCGUUUACUUUCAUUCGUGUCGCUUCGAAAGUUUUGUGCCCGAUGUUGAACUUUUUUUUGUUCCUUGAAGUACUUAGAUGCUGCUCACGCUCACCUAGAGAACCAUAACAAUCUUCCCUCUUCUGAACGCCCUAAAAAAGCUGAACUAAACCAACUUUUUUGAAGCUUGCUUCUAUCAAAUUAUGGAGGCACUAGAGGAUCUAAUCGCUAAGCACCUUGUUCAGGGC